Engraulis encrasicolus (European anchovy) is the source of this 3267-nucleotide messenger RNA. Its product is annotated as solute carrier family 4 member 11-like. Gene Ontology annotation, cellular component: basolateral plasma membrane; plasma membrane. NCBI's taxonomy places the organism in Eukaryota, Metazoa, Chordata, Actinopteri, Clupeiformes, Engraulidae. Gene Ontology annotation, biological process: transmembrane transport; monoatomic anion transport; monoatomic ion homeostasis. Gene Ontology annotation, molecular function: solute:inorganic anion antiporter activity. The record is from RefSeq and is a predicted model, not a curated record. The transcript has 20 exons. The coding region runs from base 262 to 2799 and encodes 845 amino acids.
ACCACACCACACCACGGCACACACCACACCACACCACUCCACACCACACAGCAGCUCACUCAGCACUCACGACACAACACACUCUCUCACUACUCUCAAAACCAUGAUGGGUUGACCCUGGCCUGGAUACACACACACACACACAGCACACACACACACACAGCACACACACACACACACACAGCACACACAGUUUUCAAGGGAUAAAGGACUGGACUUAGACUAAACAAACUGAAAAAAGAAGAAAAAAAGAAACUCAGUAUGGAGCCCGGCAUGGACGGCAAGAAAGUGCUUCACUUUGUGCCAUGUGAAGCUCCAGCCUCAGGGAGAUCUAAAAAUGGAUACCUCUUUCAGGAAAUGGAACUUCAUGAUGAGGAUGGAGGCAAAAAUGGACAGCAGGGUUCACCCAGCCCCACGUCUGACUUCACGCACACCUUUGACAACCAGUAUGACCUGAGCAUCUCAGAUUGUGAUGAAUCAGGAUUUGGUCUCCUGAACACAUCAAGAAAAUAUGUGAAACUGAUGAACUUCGGGGAGGAGGUGCGUGCCCUGAGGGACGUGGACGGCUUCCUGGCGCAGGCCUCCAUCCUGCUGGACGAGAAGGCGGCGUCGCUGGACGGGGUGCUGCGCUGCAUGCUGCAGCACAUGGCCGACGAGGGGCAGGCCAGCUGUAACAUGGACGACGUGCUCGCCAGGAUCUUCACCGACGCCGGCGGAAAGGGGGCUAAUGUGCACCUGCUCACAGAGACCAUCCAGGGGGUGACAGCCACGGCCACUGGGGUGCGGUACCAGCAGUCCUGGCUCUGCGUCCUCUGCACGGUGAAGAGUCUGCAGAGGCGGUGUGUGUGCAUCGCGCGGCUGGAGAGGCAACAGAACUGGGGGGUGAACUGCGCUGAGGUCCGCUAUGUCAUCCUCAUCCUCGCCCCACCCAGAACGAAAAGCACCAAGACGGCCAUCGAGCUGGGCCGUACCUUCGCCACCAUGUUCUCGGACAUCUCCUUCCGGCAGAAGCUGCUGGAGGCCAAGAGCCAGGAGGAGUUCAAGCAGGAGCUGGUGGCCCAGCGGCAGCAGCUGUCCCUGCCAGCCAAGAAGCUCAGCGCGGAGGACAUGCAGCUACAGUCACGCGACCAGCCUCUCAAGUUCACAGAUUUCCUGCGUGCUGGCCGUGGUAUAUAUGAAGACGUGUCUCGCAGACUGCCUCACUAUGUAACAGACUACACAGAUGGUAUGUGGGGCAGCAACAGGUCGUGGUUGAAGUACACCACCACCGCCAUCUUCCUCUACAUCUCCAUCAUGCUGCCCGCCAUCGCCUUCGGCUCGCUAAACGACGAGAGCACACGAGGAGAGAUUGAUGUCCAGAAGACCAUCAUCGGCCAGUGCAUUGGAGGGAUCAUCUACGCCCUCUUCGCAGGGGCUCCUAUGGUCCUCCCCCUGACCACCGCUCCCCUCUCCAUUUAUAUUAGCGUGAUCCGUGGUAUUUGCGACGAUUACGACCUGGAUUUCCCGGCCUUCUACGCCUGCGUCGGCCUGUGGAACAGCCUCUUCCUCAUCCUGUCGGGAGUCUUCAAUGUCAGCCUGUUCAUGAAGCUCUUCAGAAGGUCGAUAGAGGAGAUAUUCGCCAUGUUCAUUGCCAUUGCUUUCAUUGGCGAUUCAGUGAAAGGCACAGUGAAGACCUUCCAGAAGUACUACCACGCCCCUGAGCUGGUGGUUGGCAACAACACAGUGGAGGAGCUGGAGCAUCUGAUUGCGAUGGUGCAGAACGUGACGGGGGCGGGGGUUCAGCGCUCCUCUCCCCUCCAGCCCUCCCUGGGCCUGCCCGCCCAGCUCAUCCUGUGCACCCGCGAGAGGCCCAUCCUCUGCCUGCUGCUCAUGCUGGGCACGCUCUGGCUGGGCUAUGCCCUCUUCCUCAUCAAGAGGAGUCCGUUCCUGCAUGCCAAAGUGAGGGAGGUGGUGUCCGACUGCGCCCUGCCCAUCUCCGUCGUUGUCUUCUCAUUCAUCGGCUCCUAUCUUUUCAUCGAUAUUGAGCUUCCCGUUUUCAACUUCUACGACGGACCCAUCUUUAACGUGGCGUCGUUCGGGAAUCUGAGUGGCUUGAAUGCCCUGAGUGCCAUGGGCUUGGGCUUCCUGCUGGCUAUGCUCAUCUUUGUGGACCAGAACAUCGUGUCAUCCCUCACCAACGCUCCAGAGAACAAGUUGGUGAAGGGGACAGCCUACCACUGGGACCUGAUCGUGACGGGCUGCAUCAACAUCCUGAUGUCCAUGCUAGGGUUGCCGUGGAUGCAUGCGGCCAUCCCCCACUCCACGCUGCACGUGCGGCAGCUGGCCGUGGUGGAACAACGCGUGGAGGACGGACAUGUUUAUGAGACGAUCGUGAGUGUGAAGGAGACGCGUCUGACGGCGCUGGCAGCCAACAUCUUCAUCGGGCUGUCUGUGUUCCUGCUGCCGGUGCCGCUGCAGUGGAUCCCGAAGCCCGUGCUGUACGGCCUCUUCCUCUACAUCGCCCUCACCUCGCUGGAGGGCAAUCAGAUGUUCGACCGCAUGGCACUGCUGCUGAAGGAACAGACGUCUUAUCCUCCGACGCACUACAUUCGUCGUGUCCCCCAGAGGAAGGUGCACUUCUUCACGGCUCUGCAGAUGGCCCAGCUGACCGUGCUGUGUGCCUUUGGGAUGUACCCCAUCCCCUAUAUGAAGAUGAUCUUCCCCUUACUCAUUAUCCUGCUCAUUCCCAUCAGGAAUUUCGUCCUGCCUCGUAUAAUUGAUGGAAAAUAUUUGGACAUCAUCGACGCACAACACAUGUAAAUGAGAUGAAGUUAUGCUGGACUGACCAAAAAUUAACAAGUAUUAUGCUCUUGUAAAAAGUACAUGAGGAUAAACACGUUUUGUGUGUGUGUGUAAAUGCGGAGUGUUUUUAAGUAUUGUUUGGAUGACCCAUGCAGACGAAGAGGCUGAUGUAUGUAGAUAUAUACCAAAGGUCGAAGGUCAUCGUGUCUCUGAGUGGACUUUAUUUUAUAGUCACUUUUCUCCUUGUCAUCUUGCCAACCUGCCAACGUCAUAUAUAUGAAAAAAACUUGUUUUAUGUUGUCUUAUAUCUGAGUAUGCAGUCUCUUAUUGUGCCAAUGGAAUAAUGUAUUUUUCAGAUCAUGUGCUUUUUUGUUGUAACUGUGUAUGCAGAAACUUGAGUCACGGAAGCCUCUGUGUGCCUUAUCAAAAAAGUGGUUUUGUUUAGGUGUGUCUGUCUCUUCCUAACGGAAAUAAAUGAAGUUACGA